Rana temporaria (common frog) is the source of this 5312-nucleotide messenger RNA. It is a transcript of the gene CCND1, whose product is annotated as cyclin D1. The record is from RefSeq and is a predicted model, not a curated record. Gene Ontology annotation, molecular function: cyclin-dependent protein serine/threonine kinase regulator activity. The transcript is spliced from 5 exons. Gene Ontology annotation, cellular component: cyclin-dependent protein kinase holoenzyme complex; nucleus; cytoplasm. Gene Ontology annotation, biological process: mitotic cell cycle phase transition; positive regulation of G1/S transition of mitotic cell cycle; regulation of cyclin-dependent protein serine/threonine kinase activity. Bases 113 to 988 code for a protein of 291 amino acids. Lineage: Eukaryota; Metazoa; Chordata; Amphibia; Anura; Ranidae.
CUCUUUCUCUCUCAUUCUUCUUUCAUCUCCGCUCAGAACAUCCUCCUUUCCUCCUCUUCCUCUCUCCCGGCUCCGGGAACACGCCGGGCUCCUCCACGGGGAUCAUACGGACAUGGAGCUGCUGUGCUGUGAGGUGGACACCAUCCGGAGGGCUCACCUGGACCGGAACCUCCUCACUGACCGAGUCCUCCGGACCAUGCUGAGAGCCGAAGAGACCGCCUGUCCGUCCGCCAACUACUUCAAGUGUGUGCAGAGAGAGAUCCUCCCCUACAUGAGGAAGAUCGUGGCCACAUGGAUGCUGGAGGUCUGCGAGGAACAGAAGUGCGAAGAGGAAGUGUUCCCCCUUGCCAUGAACUAUCUGGAUCGGUUUCUGUCCGUGGAGCCGCUGAAGAAGAGCAGGCUGCAACUCCUCGGGGCGACAUGCAUGUUUUUGGCAUCCAAAAUGAAGGAGACCAUCCCUUUAACUGCAGAGAAACUUUGUAUUUACACAGAUAAUUCCAUCAGACCAGAAGAAUUACUGUUAAUGGAGCUGGUAAUCCUGAAUAAGCUGAAAUGGGACAUGGCGUCCGUCACCCCUCACGACUUUAUUGAACAUUUUCUUAACAAAAUGUCACUGACUGAGGACACCAAGCAAAUCAUCCGCAAACACGCCCAGACUUUUGUGGCUCUCUGCGCUACAGAUGUAAAGUUCAUAUCGCACCCUCCUUCUAUGAUCGCAGCUGGAAGCGUAGCAGCCGCCAUACAGGGUCUCAAUUUGGGAAACACAGAUAGCAUCUUCUCCUCUCAGUGCCUUACAGUCUUCUUAUCACAAAUCAUCACAUGUGACUCGGACUGUUUGCGGGCCUGCCAGGAACAGAUCGAGUUACUCCUGGAGUCAAGUUUGCGUCAAGCAUCCCACCAGAUCAAUAUUGCCUCAGACACAAAGUCCGGGGUGGAAGACACGGACCUUUCCUGCACCCCAACCGACGUCCGAGAUGUGAACAUCUGAUGAUGGAUUAAGUUGAAAAGAGACACUCGCUUAGGUGGCUUUUCCUUUUUCUAUGGAGCCUGGGGUGUGGAAAAAAAAAAAUUCUGCAGUGUGAAUAUCUCCCAUGGACCCCCCCAUUAUGAGAGGAGAAAAAAAAAAAAAGACUAAACAAAAAGCCAAACCUAUGGACACUCACCAAGCAAGGGUAAAAACUUGCUGUUUCUCUUAUAUCCCUGUGACCUACAAUAAUACCCCAAAAAAACUCAUACAAAAAACACAAAAAGAGAAAAUAGUAUUUUUGCAUAAGCCUUCAGCGGUGUUGUGCUAGAAAAAAAUGAUUUUUAUAAGACAUUUAAUGAGCUAGUUUUAUAUUAAAGGUGUUUUAUGUCUGUAUGUUGUAAAAAUAGGCAUUAACACAAGACCAAUGUCUCCAGGGGAGGUACUAAAAUUUGGUGUCCUUACGUGUAUACAGCCAUUUUUAAUGUAGAAGAGGCUUCUAGGUAGAUGAAUAACAAACAUUUCUAUAUUUUCUUAACGCCUAUCGCUUUUGCGCAGUCUAAGCGUUUCUGUAUUCUGCUUGCUAUUGCAUGUAGUCACUUUAUAUUCUCUCUUUUACAGAUACUUUUUUUUUUUUUUUCCUCCUUUAGUUUUGUAUCCUCUUCACUUUAUAAAUGGUUAUUGUAACCCAUACAAUAGUAUAUCUUAGUAUAGUGCAUUACUAUGUUAAUCAUUUAUGUAUCCAUGUGGAUUGUCUGUACCCUGAGGCUUGUUGGGUGCUCCCAGUUUUUUUUUUUUUUUUUUUCUUUUCUCUUUUUUUUUUUCUUUCUUUCCCUUGCAUUGUCUCAAGGCUCGAGUUUACUGCCCAUAUUUUACUCUAUUAUAAAGAGAUACGGACAUGGUGAACAUAAUAUAUUAUAUUUUUUAUAAUCUUUGUAUUUUUGUAGCUGCCUCUUUUCUUUAAAAAAAAAAAAAAAAAACUGGUUAUUGCCCUAAAGGAUACAAGCCUGAAACUAUUUGGGUUCAAUCCACAGUCCUAAUUUUUUACGUUCUAAAACCAUUCCAUUUCAAAGCACUUUGGGUCCUUUUUAAGUUUUAGUGAUAGGAUUUUGUAUGUGGGAAUCAACGAAAAGAAAAAAAUGGAAUGGUUUGGAACUACGUUGAUUUUUUUUUUUUGUAUUCGCGUCUUGCAUGGCAAGUUAUAGCUACUAUUAAGCUCAACUUGGCUUAGGCAAUCUGUGGCUUUAAGUAUUCUGGGAGUUAAUAGGCACCCCCUGAAGCAGUCGCGCUACGGCGCUGUUUUUGUUUUUCGAAGAUGCAGCCCAUCAGUUCACUAGGAAAUAGUGAAAUUUGCGGAGACUUACGAAAAAUGGUUCCCUUACCCAUUACAUAGUUGUCAAGUGCACUUCCUUAGCCAGAAAGCCGCAGGCUACCUAUCCAGGUAUUUAGAAGUGUGGUUAGACCUAUUUUUUUUUUUUUUUUUUUUUUGCAUUGGCACAGUACAUAGAUUCCCUUUUGCGCGCUUCUUGUGAAAUAUAAGGAAGCCUACUAAUUUUCCGGGAGUCCGCUGUGUGUGUAACUUUAUAAGGGCAAGUUUAGUUUUAAGGCUUUAUCUAAAGUUACUGUUAAAUGGAAUUUUUUUUUUUUUUUAACACUAAACUAUAUAAUUUAUGGCGAAGGCUAAAUAAAUAUUUAUUGCAAGAGAUCCUCACAAGGCCAGUAUCACCUUUUAACAUAAAAAAAUGCAAUUUCCACUUUAAAUGUUUCUUUUCGUGGGUCCCAUUUUUAUUGCGGGAGAGAGAAAAUAAAAAAAUGAAUUAGGGGUUCCCUUGGCAAUGGCUUUACGUUGUCGUUACGCAAAGCACUGUAAAUUAAUUGUGGACACGGCGUACUUGAAAUUGGUUGUCUUGACUUGUUUCCACCCACUUGGCUAAAACACGCAAAAAAAAAAAAAUUAGAAAAAUAUGAAAUUUGCACAUUGAACCUCUCAACUUUUUUUCUAAUAUAAUAAAUUUAGAUUCAAGGGAAAAGACAGAUUUCACAGAGGGGAAAUGUACUGAGUAUGUAAGGUGCCCUUAUGGUUUUUUGAUUUACAAAAAAAAAAAACACAAAGAAAAAAAAAAUGUAAAUGGAGACUAGUCUCUCAUCAUUAUUAAAGCUGCUAUGGAUUUAAGUUCCCAGCAAGGUUUAAAAAACAAAAAAAAGUAAGGCGCAGUUCACACAGCUCUGGAGCGGUCGCAGUCCGCAUUUGGAAAGGGUCCUGUGCAUCUAUUGGUCCGAUUCAGACCUGGUUUGGUGUAUGAACCGGAACCCAUGCUGUGAGCCGCGGCCGCAGCAUAUGUGAACGGAGCCUGAAAAAAAAACAUACAGUGCUUUUCUGUAUCUUUGUCAUUUGUUUUAUUUUGCUGCUAUAAUGUUGUAGUCUUUUUGUUUUUGUUAUGAUAAAUAUACUGCCAUUCUAGAAUUUUAAUUUUCUCAUAGAAAAUUAUAUUGUUGACUUCCAUGUUUUUUUUUUGUUUUUUCUUUUAGAUUUUGUAUGUGGUAAAUUUGUACUUAAAUGUGAUUUACUGCUCUAUUCCAAAAACAAAAAAAGGUUCCUAUUUCACAAUACCUCAUGUCACAUUGUUGUUGCAUUCAGACCAGGUCUAAAGUGUCCCAGUCGUUCUUAGACCUGCAAGUUGUGUUGGGUGCCAGAAGUUGGGGUUUAUUAUAUAUAUAUUCUUUUUUUUUUUUUUUUUUUUUGAUCUAUAUUGGAAGGAAAAAAAUUGCAGACCUUUCAGAUGAUCAGAUCUAAUUUGCAUUGGAAUGUGUAUGCAAAGUUGUUUUUACUGCUUUGAUGUUAAUUAUUUGUUGGGAGAAGUGUGACGGGCUUGUUCUUUUAACCCUUUUACAAGGUUCUCGGUCUUAAAAACAUUGGCAUAAAUCAUAACCUCUGUAUUCAGACAGUUAGUAUCAUACCCAAGGGUGGUAAGAUCACAAAUUUUUAUAAAUGGAAACUUUUGCUUCUGUCCUGUUUUUAUGCAUGUACAGGCCUUUUUUUUUUAAAGGGUCCAUUGGUCUCCACAAAAGGUGGAAAAAAUGUUGCUUCUUGCCCACUGCCUAGAGGUACGUUUUUUACAAAGAUGACCUUUUUUUCUAGAGCAACAAGCAAAAUCUAAUCUGCUGCCUCAAGACCUCAGCCUGUUCAGGUAUAAAAGAACAACAUUAGAAACUGUGCCUUACCAAUUGGGGAAGUUGACUUUUCUGAACGCGUCUGGCAAAUUUGGGUAGAAUUUUUCAUGUUUUCAAGGAACCUUUUUUGAUUCUGAGGGAUGUUCCGUGAUUGGUUGGAUUGAAUAGCCCAAGAGCAGCCAAUAAACUCCAAGGGCAUGUUUGGGAUUUGGAGGAAGUUUAAAAAUGUUUGUUUACUUUUCUGCGCUAACAAACGUUUGAUGGAAUACGAAAUCUGCUGGAAUGGCCUUCAUAGCACCUCUGUUGGAAAAACAAAAUGUUAGUUUGUUCAUAGAAUGUUAAAUGUACUUUUUAUUUUUAUUUUGAAAAACAAAAGGCUACACCACUUGAUAGAACCUUUUGGCUGAGGUUCGUUGUUUGGAAAUCGGCACGUUACUUAUUGGCUCCCAGUUUUUUGUAGAAUACCUUUGCUGCAAAACUGGGAGGUGCUUGGUGCUAAAACUGCACUCAAAGUAUUUUUUUGUUUUUGUUUUCUUUUUUUUUUUAAUGGCAUAGAUAGAAUACAUAGCAAACCUGGCUAAUGCUGUUAUUCAGAAGAAUGGAUUAGCUGGAUUCUGCACGCUGCUAAACCAAAUCCAAAAUUUGUGAGUAGUAAAAUAAACAAGAAAAAAAAAUUCCAUAGAUUUUAUGGAUUUACUUCAAACUUUUUACUGUCGGGGGUCCAAGAGUACUUGACACAUCUUGUCCAAAAUCCAGGAACUUCUGUUUCUUUCUAAUAUUUUUUUCACUGUUUACCUCAAACUCUUCUGUCCAUGUCAUCAAUACCAGUUAUUUUCCUGGACCAAAAUGUGAUAACUUUUGGUGGCUCCCAGUUCUGUUGUUUGGUUAAUUGGGAAGCACAAAAAACAUUGUUAAACGUUUGUAACUCCUAAAAAGGCCAAAGCCUAAAGUCGAUUCAUGUACUAAGAGUAAUGUCAUGGUUUUUUUUUUUUUUGUCUACAGUUCUCAAAAUGUCAUUCAUCUUUGUGCAUUUUAUUUUUUUUAUCUGUUCAUGAUGGCUGGUCUGAAACGCACAUUGUCACCGCCAGACCUGCAUGUAACACAUUACUCGCCAACUGAGUCGUAUGAAAAUAUAAUACGAAUUAAAAUCUAGAAAUAAAUUGCGUUUUUAAAAACC